AUGUUAGCUCUCCCGGCGGGCAGCCCUUUGGAGACUCUGUCCAAGGUCCCGCUGCGGGCCCGCAACCUGCCCCCGUCCUUCUUCACCGAGCCGUCCCGGGCGGGCGGCGGCGGGUGCGGCCCGUCGGGGCCCGUCGUGAGCUUGGGCGACCUGGAGAAGGGCGCCGAGGCCGUGGAGUUCUUCGAGCUGCUGGGCCCCGACUACGGCACCGGCACCGAGGCGGGCGUCUUGCUCGCCGCGGAGCCUCUCGAUGUGUUCCCCACCGGAGCCGCCGCCCUGCGGGGACCCCCGGAGCUGGAGCCCGGCCUCUUUGAGCCGCCGUCGGGGAUGGUGGGGAGCCUCCUGUACCCCGAGCCGUGGAGCGCCCCAGGCUGCCCCUCAACCAAGAAGCCGCCGCUAGCUGCCCCCCGCGGCGGCUUGACCUUGAACGAGCACUUGCGCCCGCUGUACCCCGCCGCCGCGGACUCUCCGGGCGGGGAGGAUGGGCCCGGCCUUUUGGCCUCUUUCGCCCCCUUCUUCUCAGACUGCGCCCUGCCCGCGCCGCCGCCGCCCCAUCAGGUGUCCUACGAUUACAGCGCGGGCUACGGCCGCACGGCUUACUCCAGCCUCUGGAGACCGGACGGCGUUUGGGAAGGGGCGCCCGGGGAGGAGGGGGCGCACCGGGACUGACUGCGAGGCCCCCUUCCCUCCCACUGAGACUGCUGUGGGAGCUCCCGCCCCCGGGUCUCUCCUAAGCCUAAAGAACGAUGGGAAAGUGCACGUGGAGAUGACACGGGAUUUAACAAAAAAUCGAUUAAUGAAAGAAACUUCAGAAAAAGAGAUGAAGAGGAGUUGGGGGUUGUUUUAUCACAGCCUCAAAUGUUUUUAAAAAAGAAAAGCCGUUGAUAGGUUCUUACUGGAAGAGACGAGCCAAAAAACCAAGACGGUGUUUCGGGAAUGGGGAGGGGAUGGCGGAACGGGCAAGAGGUGGCUUUUGUAGCCACCUGUCCCUUCUCCAAUUUUCCAGCAAAAGGUCAGUGUAUUUAGUGUAAUUGCCCCUUUCCAACAGUGCCCUGUUCCCUCCCCUUCCGUCCCCUUUGAGUGCAUUAUGAAUUAAAGCCUAUGUUGAAAA
This is a messenger RNA of Ceratotherium simum simum (southern white rhinoceros), 1111 nucleotides long. RefSeq names its product family with sequence similarity 181 member B (gene FAM181B). The record is from RefSeq and is a predicted model, not a curated record. Lineage: Eukaryota; Metazoa; Chordata; Mammalia; Perissodactyla; Rhinocerotidae.